Pieris rapae (cabbage white) is the source of this 1303-nucleotide messenger RNA. RefSeq names its product complement component 1 Q subcomponent-binding protein, mitochondrial (gene P32). NCBI's taxonomy places the organism in Eukaryota, Metazoa, Arthropoda, Insecta, Lepidoptera, Pieridae. The transcript is spliced from 5 exons. Gene Ontology annotation, cellular component: mitochondrial matrix. The coding region runs from base 144 to 965 and encodes 273 amino acids. Gene Ontology annotation, biological process: cytosolic ribosome assembly. The record is from RefSeq and is a predicted model, not a curated record.
CUAAUUUCUGUCUUCUGAAGUCUGGCAAUUUAAAAUAAAAAAAGUUAAAAAGGAGGGCAGCAGAAAACCGGUCCAUUAAAUUAUUUUCAUUCCCAUUUUCAACUUCCCAUUCACGUUAAACUUAAAUCCUUAUCUUAAGCAAAAUGAGUGGCUUAGUCAGAACGGCACACCGAAUUCUACAUAACUGCGUGAAAAAUAGCAGCGUAGCUGGUGCAGUAAUAAGCAGAACCCAAGCCCCUGUGAAACGUGACUUCACUAGAGGAAUAUGGCACAUGAGUUGUUCUAAGCGACUAGACAGUACAUCAGCAUCCUCCAACCUACUUCAACACUCGAACACAUGUGGCUGUGGAUGCGGUCUAAAGGCUCUUCAUACAAAAGGUGAGCGUGAGCUUGUGGAGUUUCUUACUGAAGAGAUAGUGGCUGAGCGUAAAGCACAAAAGCUCAAGACUCUGCCUUCUGAAGUAGAAGGGUUCAGUGUGAAGGGAGAUGGAGCAGAAGUUGUGCUUACCAAGGAGCUAAAAGAUGAAAUUAUUAAAAUCACAUUCAAUGUGAAUCAUACAGUUGACUCUGAGGAUUUUGGUGAUGAUGUACAGCAAGAGAAGCAGGAGUUUGCUGAAAUGAGAUCCAAGCCCCAAUUUGAAGUUGACCUUGUUAGAGGAGAAACUACGCUAGGGUUUACUUGCUCCUUCUUACAAGAGCCACCAACCACAAAUGCUGAAGAAUACAAUGACAUUUUUGGCAUUGAUGAGGUAACUCUAUACAAAGGAGAGUGGUCAGACAAAGUGUAUGCUGUUGCCGGCGAUGUGCUGGAUGGGUAUCUUUAUGAUCUAUUAAUGAAUCUACUAGAGGAGAAAGGAAUCAGCAAUGAAUUUGUUCAAAAAAUAUCAGAUUUUAGUACUGCAUAUGAGCACACUGCAUACAUCAACCUUUUGGAGGGAAUUUCCAAGUUUACCAUUGGGAAAUAAUCUAGUUUAGUCAUCAUCUAAGACAUCAUAAUAUAUGUGGAACUUUAAUAAUUACUUUGAAAUGUUUUUUUAUGAAUACUAGUAAUAUAUUAUUUUAUUUCAACUGGCUCCUAAAUGAACGUAAAUAAAAACAAUUUAGAGUUUAUGCCUUUUUGUGUUUUCAUAUAAAGUGACAAAAAAUAUGUCAUUUCAUUAGUGUUUAAGUUCCACAAAAAUUUGUUGAAAUCAAUAUUAGCAUUUAUAUUGCUGAACACAGCUUUAAAGGAUAUUUAGUUUAGUUCUAUGACACGUUGUUCAAUUAGUUAUUAUGUUAGUUCGCAAUAAAAAAAUUCAAUAUG